Messenger RNA from Condylostylus longicornis, 3397 nucleotides. RefSeq lists its product as uncharacterized. NCBI's taxonomy places the organism in Eukaryota, Metazoa, Arthropoda, Insecta, Diptera, Dolichopodidae. The transcript has 3 exons. The record is from RefSeq and is a predicted model, not a curated record. Gene Ontology annotation, biological process: regulation of transcription by RNA polymerase II. The coding region runs from base 184 to 3114 and encodes 976 amino acids. Gene Ontology annotation, molecular function: protein binding. Gene Ontology annotation, cellular component: nucleus.
UUCAGUUUAUAUUUUUAUAUAAAAAAAAAGAACAUUUAAUAAAAAUCUAUUUUAAGAAGUUUAAAAUAUUUAAUAUAAUACAAAAUCGUUAUGUGUAGUUUAUAGAUGAUAAAGAGUCAAUGUUAAAAUAUUAAUUAAAGUGAUUAUAAAUAAAAUUAUCUUAAAUUAAGUUAUUCGGCCAAAAUGGAUGAUGAGUUUGCUUUAUGUUGGAAUAAUUUUACGGAUAAUAUAACAACCGGGUUUCAAAAUCUUUAUGAUCGGGGUGACCUUAUUGAUGUUACACUAGCAUGUGAUGGAAAAUUGUUACAUGCACAUAAAAUUGUUUUAGCAAUUUGUAGUCCAUAUUUCCAAGAAAUGUUUUUGACGAAUCCUGAUAAGCAUCCAAUAAUAAUUCUCAAAGAUGUUACAUUUAAUGUAAUGUGCGAAUUAUUACAAUUUAUGUAUCAAGGUGUUGUUAAUGUGAAACAAACGGAAUUAUCAUCUUUUAUGAAAAUAGCUCAACUAUUACAAAUAAAAGGUUUAACAGGAAGUAGUAAUAAUAAUUCAAACAAUUCACCAAAAUCGCCAAUGAUACAUACGGAUCAUGACCAUCAUCAAACAGCAACCAAUUCAUCAUCAUCUUUAACACAAAAUCCAAUAACUAGUAAAUCAUCAUCUAGUAUACAUAAUAACAACAACAACAAUAAUAAUAAUAGUAAUAGUAAUAAUAAUUUAAACUCACCUGAUACAAUAUCUUCGUCAGCUGCUCAUAGUAGCAACAACAAUAAUAGCAACAAUAAUCAAUUAGAACCGAAAAAUUCUCAUUCAUCAACAAGUCAAUUACAACAGCAAUCUCAUCACUCCUUGCAACAACAACAACAAUUAUCACGAACGCAUAUAUCAGAGAAUUCAUCAUCAUCAAUAUCAUCUAUUGGUCCUGCAACAGCAAAUUCAUCGUUAAACUUAAAGCGAUUAAAUGAUUUUCCAAAUGAUUCUUUAUCAAUUUAUUCUCGAAAACAAAUGAAAAGGACAGUCUCAGAAUUGAGUGAACAUCAUCAUAAUAUUAAUAGUAAUGAUUCAAUAGAUCAUAUGAAUCCAGAAGAUGUAUUCUUACCACCAAUACCACAAAUUACAAUGGGGGGCGGCGGAAGCGGUGGCGGUACCAGCAGUGGUUCAAGUGGGGGUAAUGAUCCCAGUGCAAUAAGUAGCAAUAUUGGAAAUAUUGGUAGUAAUAAUGAUUCACGUUUUAAUUUAAUUAAUGUAAAACGUGAAAUAAGUGAUCAUCAUUCAUCACGCUCAAUAAGUCCCAAUGGGGCUGGCAAUAGCAAUGUUUCUUCAUUAAGAUCGCAAUUACCACACUUUAAUUUCGAAUACAAUAUUUAUGCAGCUGCUGCAGCAAACAAAAAUUUGGAAUAUCCGAACGAUUUGCAUUUACCGAAUGAUUUUUCCAAAAGUACAGCAAAUCAUAUGGACAUACCAGCAGUAGCUGGUAAUGCAAUAACAAUGCUGUCGUCAACAUCCUUAUUGCAUGGAAGUUGUAUAUUCAAUCGAAAUAAUACUGUUGCAACACAACAAGGUAUGAAAACAUACUGGCUGUGCAAAUCAUAUCGCAUAAGUAUGUGUCGGGCACGUUGCAUAACACAUCAGGGACGCGUUAUAAGUGCAACAGGAGUUCAUAACCAUCCACCACAUAUGAAAAACAAUGAAAUUAUUAAUAUGAGUCUAUUUCAAUUCCCUUCGACCCAACAAUCUCAACAUCCACAGCAACAACAGCAACAAACACAGCAAACAUCAACAUCACAAAUAUCACAGCAACAACAUCAUCAAGUACCUGGAUUACAACAGCAACAAUCUUCUCAAACUGCUUUAUUAUCAGUAACAUCAGCUACCUCAUUAAAUCAAACUGCAGCUGGAUUAGGAUUAAGUAAUACAAACAUAAAUAACACUAAUAUACAUGGUGCUUUAGGAAUUGGCGUCUUUGGUGCAAAUAGUGGUGGUAACAGCAAUGGUUCGAAUAAUGGCAACAAUAUAUUAAGUAAUGUAAAUAGUGGAGGACUAGAAUCUAAUUCAAAUUCCUCUUCAGCUAAUUUAAGCAGCCCGAAUAUGCGUUUGACGCAAAAUUCAAAUUUACAUUUACAGCAAUUACCUCCAAAUUUUCAAAAUUCAACAUCUCAUUUAAGUCAUUUAAAUGUAACUACUGGGAAUAAUAAUAAUUUUAGUAACUCGCCACCAAAUACUGGUUUAUCUAAUAAUCCACAUCAGUCACAGCAGCAUCAACAUCACAAUUUGAUGCAAAAUGUUUUAUCACAUUCAAACAGUUUGGUGCAUUUGUCAAAUUUAUCUGGCAGCAUAUUAAAUGUCAACAAUUCUAUGAGUCAACAACAACUUCAACAGCAGCAACCUUUGUCUCCUAUUCAUGCACAUCAACAACAACCAUCUCAUCAUUCAAGUUUACAACAUUUGCAACACCAAAUUUCUCAAUUAUCUCCAUCUGAAAUAUCUUCAACUUCUCCAACCUUAAUACAUCCACAUCAUCAUCAUAUACAUCAUCAUAAUAUGCACCAUCAUUCACAUCAUCAUCAUCAUCUUCAAUCAUUGGCAUCAAACGUACAAAUGGCAACAACAAUAGAAGGCAGUGAUAAUAAUAACGAUAAUGGUGACAAUAGCCCAAAUUUACAUAGUCCACAAAAUUCAGAUCGAAGAAAUGAUUCUGAAAUACAACAUCAUCAUAAUCAUCAUCGUAGUAAUCAUGGUCAAGGAAUAGAAUCCCCAACUUUACAACAAUCACAAAAUCAAAUACCAUUAAAUUCUCCAAUAUCAUCAACAAAUCAAAAUAACGCUGUUAACGACAAUAAUUUACAAACAAUAGAAGAUCGUCAUCAUCAUCAUCACUCGCAUAAUUCACAUCACCAUCAUCAUUCAACAAUAAUUGUUGCAAAUGAACCAACUGAUAAUAACGGUAAAAAAGUUGAAGGGUCCCAUCAUAAUAAUAACGACGAUGAAAAUGAUAGCGAUAUAAAUAAUAUUAAUGAAAACGGUAAUAGUCAUCCACAUAAUUCAAGCCAAUCGAGUAUGUUAGCAACAAUAAGUAUAUCACCAGAACCACAUCCUGCUUUUAAAAUAGAAGACAUGUAAAAACAAAUGCGCUCGAGUAAUAUUUCUAUAAACCAAAAAAAUAUGAAGUAGAAAUGAGCAAGAAAAUGUUAAACUUAUAGUCGAUAACAUCAUAAACAUAUUGGCAAAUAAAUUUUAUUAUUACGUUCAUUUUUUGUUUUAUAUAAAUAAGGCACACAUUUGUAAAUAUUUUUUAAGCUUUUUUAAGCUUAUAUAAAGAAUAACUAACUUAAGUCAUUGGAAAAGUGUUUCCUUUUUCAUAAAUUUCAUAUGAAUAUAUUUUAUUAUCUAUUAUUACCCAAUC